UUAGGUUGUUUUUGAUUACCUUCCUCGCGUUGUGAAAUGGUUUGUGUUGGUACUGUUGCGUCCUCGUAGUUCUCGUGUUUUGCACGAGAGAGGAAAUAAAGUUUUUCUAAAUGGAAAGAGCACUGAAGAGUAGUGCACGUCUUGUGCCCAUACGUCCAAAACCUAUUGUGCCGUCAAAAGAGUCUGAAACUUUUUCGAUGCAAGUUGUUGUGACUAGCUGGGAAGGUGGUUGUACUUAUUACAUAAAGGGAGGGGGAACGUAUUAUUCGAAAGGAGGGGUUGUUGUGCCCUCAAGGACUUCGAAUCCUAUGACGAAAGACGAGUUCUUCUUGUUGGGUACUUACUCCAGAGAUAAGUUAUUACCGCUAUUUGAUAGGACGCUACGAAGUCCGGAGGCGCACUAGUGGGCUUACAGGGGAGGAGAUCGUCUCAAUUACUAUAACUUAAAAGUAUUGAAAGAAGGGUCGUCCAAAACUGUUUAUAAAAUGUUCUUAAUAUUUUUACUGUUUAUUAGUUAUAUUAUGUU
Galdieria sulphuraria is the source of this 526-nucleotide messenger RNA. RefSeq lists its product as uncharacterized. The record is from RefSeq and is a predicted model, not a curated record. Bases 111 to 404 code for a protein of 97 amino acids. Lineage: Eukaryota; Rhodophyta; Bangiophyceae; Galdieriales; Galdieriaceae. The transcript has 2 exons.